UGAUUGUUGUGCAGCAGCAAGCUCUCCUUCAUUCGUUUGUUUGCGCAGCAGUGUGUCAGAAGGAUUUUUUUCUUUUCAAUCUUUUUGGCGAAGGUGAAGGUGAAAACAUUGGUUAGAAGUUUAGAAAAAUUGCGAUUAUGUGCGAUAAACGGACGUAUUUGCGUCGUUAUUGUUGAUCAAUCGCUCGUACUGUAGCCACCGAAAGCGGCGGAAGUGGAAGCAGCUGGAAGUUGACGGUUUGGGAGGUGGUUUUGAGCUGGUGAAAAAGUGGGUUAAAAUGAUGUCAUCAGCCAUCAGUGCUGAUUUCUUGCUCCAUGUAAAAUGACGGAUCAAUGCAGUAAACGGUGGAUGGUAGUGAGAAAAUGAUGACUCUGUGAUGUGUAGUAGAUAGUGAUAAUAUUUUGUGAUUUUUGCUGACACGUAGAUUGUUAUUGUUACAGACGAUUGUGUUAACGAGGAAGAUCUGUUGUUUUUUGUUGCAAAGUAGUGAUACAUUCGGAAGACGUAGUGUAGAUAAAGCAGCGCAAGCAGCUGUGUUUUUACUUGGUGAGUGGGGUGUAAAAAUAGAACAGAAGUACUAGUAGUGUGCUUCGCAUAUUGAACCCAAGUUCAUCUUCCUGCCAAUUCAGGUCAGGAGUGGAUUUGUUGGUGAUAAACAGUGAGUCGAACACGUCAGCAGGAUGGUGUUCGAGAGCAUUGUCGCCGAUGUGCUCAACCGGUUUGUCGGCGAAUAUGUGGAGAAUCUGGAUAAGAAGCAGCUCAAGAUUGGAAUAUGGGGUGGCGAUGUCGUACUGAACAACUUGAUCCUGAAGCAGAGCGCCCUCAAGGAGCUAGACCUACCGGUGACCACCCUCUACGGCCAUCUCGGUAAACUGGUCCUGAAAAUCCCGUGGAAGAACCUCUACAGCGCCCCCGUAGAGGCCAUAGUGGACAAACUGUACAUCCUAGCCGUCCCCAACACUGACGUCCGCUACAAUGCCGAAAAAGAGGACAAGAACUCGUUCGAAGCGAAGAAAGCGGAACUGCUCCGCAUUGAGCAGGCGAAGAAAAGCGAAGAGGAAAAGGACAAACCAGUGGCCGACAAGACAUUUGCCGAAAAGCUGACCGCACAAAUUGUGAACAAUGUGCAGAUUCGGAUUUCCGAUAUCCACAUCCGGUACGAAGAUACCACCACUACGGGAUUUCCGUUUGCAUUCGGUGUGACGCUGAGCAAUCUAAGCGUUCAUACCACCGACAAAAAUUGGAUGCAAACGCUCGUUUCCGAAUCCGUUACCAAAAUCUACAAGGUGGCUCAGCUGGAGAUGCUGUCGGUGUACAUGAACUGCAACACCCAGCUGUUCCAGGAGCAAGAUCCGUCCAUGUACAAAGGGCUGUUCCAGGAGACCAUCGCUAGUAAGUGCCACCAGCCAGAAGGGUAUCACUACAUAUUUGGUCCCAUCAGUUCCGGAGCACGGUUGGAGAUGGUUCCGAAUCCGGAAUCGGAACAGUGCCCAUUUUCAUCGCCAAAGAUCAAGCUGAAUCUGUGUAUGGAAACGCUGGCGAUCGGCAUCACUAGGGUACAGUACCAGAAAACAAUGCAGCUGGUGGAGGCGUUCGGACGGAUGAUGCGUGCCAUGCCAUACCGGAAGUAUCGUCCGCAUGGGAUUUCCUACAAGAACAACUACAAGCAAUGGUGGAAGUUUGCGUACAAUUCUAUCCUGGAGGUAGAGGUACGACGGCGUCGCAGGAACUGGUCCUGGGACAAUAUGAAGCGGCACCGGGAGUAUUUGAAUUCCUAUGAGGAAGCGUACAAGGUACAGGUGACGGCUAAGAAGCUAACUCCGGAGAUAACGGCUCGGUCUGAGGAGUUGGAGAGGCUGCUGGAUUUGCACAAUAUCAUCGUAAUCAGGCAAAAGGUGGAACUGGAAGUGCAAAAGGAAGGGAAAAGGCAGGAAGCGGAACAAAAGACCGGUUGGUUUAGUUCUUGGUGGAGUGGAGGGGCCAAGAAGGCAGAGGAUGCAAAUAACACUACGGAUAUAAAGAAACAAUUCGAGGCUGCUAUGACGGCGGAUGAGAAGGCCAAGCUAUUCAAAGCGAUCGGAUACCAUGAGAGCGAUUCUCCGACGGAGCUUCCAGAGUAUUACAUUGCUCAAAUUUUACAGUUUGAACUGAAUUCCUUGGAGGUGUCGAUCAAAUCGGAAGUUUCGGUUGAUUCACAGGAGAGACUUGGCAGUCCGAAUCGAUUGCUGGAAAGGGUUAUGCUACUGGAAUUGAAGAAUGUAAAAUGCGGCGUCCAACAGAGGCCUUCCGCUGGUGCCAUGAAGGCUUCACUUCAGAUGGAAGAACUGACCAUCUCCGGCUUGAGACAAGGCGAUGUGCUCCCAACCAUGGUCCAAUCUCAACUGGAAGGAUCGGACACGCUGUUGGAUGUAUCGUUUGAAACCAACCCGGAGGAUAAGUUGUGUGACCAAAGAGUCGUGGUGACAUCACGACCACUGCAGAUAAUCUACGACGCAGAGACCAUAAUCCAGCUGGCGAAGGUGUUCACGACACCGAGGACGGCAACCAUUUCACAACUCACGGAUGCCGCGGCGGAAAAACUAGUCAACAUAAAGGAACGGUCGGCUACCGGUUUGCAGUAUGCCAUUGCCAAUCAUCCUCGGUUGGAGCUGAAUAUCGACAUCAGUCCCAGCUAUAUCAUUGUCCCCAACGGAGGUUUAUUCUGCAGCAGAGAAUCGGUGCUGGUGCUAAGCUUGGGAAAACUUUUGGUCCACACCGAACCACGACCGAUAAAUCAAAAAGACGUUCAUACGAUGCACGAGGAAGGUGCCAAUCAGGAGGAAAUCCUACGGGAAAUCAUCCGCCAAAGCUACGACAAAUUCGUUCUGGAAAUCCGCGACGUUCAGGCAAUCGUCGCCACCUUGGACGAAGACUGGCAGGGUACACUUCGGUGCAGUGCAGUGACCGAGAUGCACCUCUUGGAACCCACUUCGUUCCGCAUUUCUGCUCAUCUGUGCGUGCUUGACGACGACCCGCGGUUGCCGAAAUGUAAAAUCUUUGGCGAACUUCCGUCCGUUAACAUUUGCGUCACCGAACAGCGAGUGCUUGAAGCACUUUCGAUUGUCACGAGUCUUCCGCUGCCGGAAAGCGACGAAAUUCAGCCGGCCCCGAUAGCCAAGGACAACAAUGUAUUCAGCUCUAGUUUGUCGUUGUUGAAAUACUUGGACGACAAGCAACAGAAGCUGACCAAGAUCCAACGCCCGGUGGACAACCUGAACACCUCCGAUGCGUUGGAUGGAGAAGUGGUGCAAUUCAUCGAUUUGGAAGUGAGAUUUGUUCUGAACGAAUGUUCGUUGACCAUUUUCAAAAUCAGUGGUACAGGAAGCACCUCUUCGGACGUUUUUACCACUCCGACGGAGGAAUUCUCCCAGUCACCCCUGGAGCAGAGCCUGAUGCAACGGAAGAGUGUUACAUUUAAUGUUCCAUUUGCGCAUGCCAACUCCCGGAAAAUUGUGGCUUUCAAGGUGAAACAGCUGGAGAUGAACAUGGUCCAGCGGACUUACGAUUUGAAGGUGGAUUUGAAGCUCGGUGCCGUCACCUUGGACCAGUUCCGCGUUCGAAACGAGCAGGAGAAAGUACUGAACGUGAUUCAGACUCCCAAGUACGAAGAUGAUGAUGAUGAUUAUCUCUUCACGUUAAACUACACGAACUGUAAGAAAAAUAGUCCUGAGUUUGCAACCAAGUACGAAUCAGUCGAGCAGGAAGUCGGCAUCAACUUCUCCACUCUGGUUCUGUUGCUUCACGAGGAAGCAUUGAACGAAAUCAUUAGGCUCGCAAACGAUUUCCAAAUGCGCAUGGAUGCGGUUAUGAAUAGUAAGAAAGAACAGGACCGGCAGCAAUUUCCCCAGCGGGAUCGAAUUGCGACGAUCUAUGAAGAGGAGAGUACGGCUUCGGUGCUGCUGCAUGCGGCUAGGGAGAAGCUUCCCACGAUUAUGGAGGACGAUACGGUGACCGUUGGACAGCCGACGAAAGCAGCUAAUCGCAAACGACUAUCAAUUGUAGACAGCAUUAAGAUUCGAGUCGUGGCCAAGUUGGAGGAUGUCACCGUGGAGCUGCAGAACGAUAAGCGGUCGAUCGCUGUUUUGGAGGUUCAAAAUCUGACGAGCAGUGCGAUUGUGAAAUCGUCCUACACGGAGGUGAACAUCCGCCUGCAGGAUAUCGUCCUGAGGGAUACCAAUCCGGCAUCGAUUCACAAGAAGAUUCUAUCGAUCAUCGGAGACAAUGCACUGCAGGUGCAGGUCGUGUUGUUCGAUCUGGAAGCCACGUCGGAUUACAAUUCCGACGACAUGCGCGUCGCCGUGACGAUGGGUUGCGCCCGGAUAGUGUUCCUGAACUGGUUCGUCACCUCGGUGUUGGCGUUCCUGGACAACUUCCAAGCAGCGCAGGAACGGAUUAAGGAGGCAAGUGCGGCAGCUGCCGAGGCAGCGCGGAACAAUGUCGUUGAAGCGUACAGCAAAGCAACGCGGAUGAAGCUGGACAUCAAGGUGAAGGCUCCGAUCAUUGUCAUACCGGUGGACUCGAAGAGUUUAAAGGCGGUUGCGAUGGAUUUCGGUCACUUGAGCAUUACGAACAAUUUCCGGGAUAUUCCGACGGAGAACACCCACGGACCGGCGGUGAUCGAUGAGAUGAAGAUCGAACUGAAGGACAUGAAGCUCUCGAAGGUGGAAGUUUGUCCGUCCGAGGAGAGCCAGAUGUCGCAUCAGUCGCGGUACGGAUCGGAUGAUAUGAUCUACGGAAUUGUGCCGGAUCAGAGUGCGGUGCUUAGCCCGACCAGUUUUACGUUGAUCAUGAAGAGGAAUCUUUCCUCCGGAUGGUAUCGCGAUAGACCGGAUAUGGACAUUUCCGGACGAUUAAAGGCCGUUGAGCUCAAUUUCAUAGCGACGGAUUAUAGUGUGAUAAUGCAGAUUCUUUCCAAGAAUAUGACUGAAGGCCAGGACGAGUUCAAGAAGCCCGUUAUCAAAACUGAUAAAUCACCAACAAGCCCGCAGAUCAUUAAUUAUCCUACUUCCACCGCUGGCAUUUCUGCUCCCGAUGGUAAAACUAAUUGGUCUGCUGUAGCUAAGCGUGCCGCGGCGAAACCUUUCGGUGUGGAUGUGGUUCAGCUGAAGGUAAAGCAGGAAGCGGCUACCAAGGAGAAGGAAGCUACUAAGCAGAAGGUCGAUACUUUCCUCAAGUUUAGCUUCCAGAUCGAUAGCAUCAACAUCAAAUUGUUCACUACUCCCGAGCAGGGUUUGGCUGGUUUCGAGAUCUACUACUUGUCCCUGCAGGGCAAGAAGCUAACCGAUGGGUCUCUGAACACGGCGAUAAUUCUGUGCGACAUCCGGUUGGACGAUAUUCGACCGCAUCGGGAGAAUAUGCUGACACGCAUGAUGGAGCGGCGGUCGACUGACCCGAAGAUCAGCAUCGCCAGUGGGAGUGACGAUGAGGAAACGGCUGCCCUGAUGGCUCCACUUCACUCGAUGAUUGAUAUCACGUUCAACAUGAAGGAGAACGAUAUGUUUGCGGAUGUGAAAGUUUCCAGCUUCAAUUUGAUUCUGUCGGUGGAUUUCUUGCUGAAACUUCAGCAAUUUUUGCAACCAGAAGAACUGGUCGAGCAGAAGGCGAUCCAAGCGGCCGAGGAGCAAGCGAGGCGGGAACGGAAGUCCAGCACUUCUGUCUCUCCCGUUGAAAAAUCCGAAACCGGUCAGAUGACGGUCAUCAUCAAGAUUGAACAGCCGGACAUCAUUCUGGUGGAGAAGAUGGACGAUAUCAACUGUCACGCGCUGAUUCUGAACAACGAAAUCUCCCUGAACGUCCGUCUGGUGGGAGAGCGGCAAAUCAUCAAAGGCGAAUUAAAGGACCUUUGCCUGUACUACGCCGAAUUUAACCCGGAAAAACGCAACGAUACCAAGCACUUUGUCAUCUAUCCUUGCUCGGUCAGCCUGAAUGGGUCUACACCCGAAGGAAAGGGUUUGCAUUUGAGCUUGAACUCGACCAACAUCAAAAUCAGCGUAUCGCCCGCAGUCAUCGAACUGAUGCACAACGCCCUGCAGACGUUGACCGCAAACGAACAGAGCAAACUAGACGAAACGCAAGUGGAAGCUGACUACCGCGACCUGUGGGACAUCAAGAGCUACGAUCCGGAUGAUUUCUGGUUCAUCCGGCCGGAGCUGGCCGAAGAUGCGUUGAGUUUGGAAUCGCUGCGAACGAUCGAAAUCAAAGAAGAGAAGUGCAUGGUUGAAGUCCCGUCGAUAUCGUUGAUCAUCGAAACGGGAUUGGGUAUCAAUACGAUUCCGAUGCUGUUCAUCGAAACCAGCAUGCAGGCUGAGGUUUCCAACUGGAGUUCCGAUAUGAAGAUCAGCAGUUCUCUGCGGUUGAGCAUGUCCUACUACAACCAAGCACUGGCCCUUUGGGAGUACGUGAUUGAACCGAACGAGGUGGAGCAGCACCAUGGAAUAGUGGAAAAUGUUCCAUGGGAGUUGACGUUUGAGCUCGAAGUGGAUCACCAUGAGGAUCGCUCAAGGGACCCUACCACAAAAAUCAACGUCGCUUCUCGAGAUAGCUUGGAAAUGACCGUCACCAAGACCUGCCUGGAUGUGUUUCAAAAUUUGGGGAAAGCAUUCUCGGAGGCAAUCAAGCGAGAGGGUAUUGUUAAAGCGGAGAUCUUAGCUCCGUACACGGUUCAGAAUGACACUGGUCAGGACAUCAAGAUCAACUUCGUUGGAGGUGAUUUCACAAUCCAUUCGUCCCAUCUGCAAUCGGGUCGUGAAGACGAAAUGAUUGCCAUCGAGCAAAACGGUGAGCAGGAAAUAAAUAGUUGCAUUGUGAUGCCAAAUGGGCGGCUCAAUUUGGAACCCCGGGAAAAGGACACCGAACUUUCAAUGUUGACAGUGAUGCAGGACAACGAAAAUAGUGCUAAGAAGAAGUUCCUCAAGGUGAUUAUCGGUGACACGGAGAAAGAGCUGACGCUUCCCGUGUACAAGUCGGACAAGCGGUACUUCCCUCUUUUCCGGAAAACGGACCAGGAACCGUGGGCCAUCAUUUCCGAAGUGAAGAUCGAUCACGGUGCCACGGUGGUGGUGCUGCGGGGAAUCGUUCAAGUAUACAACCAUUUCACUGCCCCUAUCUACAUUCAUCAGAUUAUUGACCACGAGAAAUACAUGAUGGGCGAGGUCCGUCCAGGAGGAUUCUUCAACGUUCCGCUGUAUUUCCUGUACAACGACACCAAGGAUCUGCACUUUUCGAUGAAGGGUUACCAUUCAUCGGCUCAGGGAAUCAGCUGGAAGGAAUCGCCGAAUAAUCUGGAACUGAUCAAGUUGCUUCAGUGUGACCCGAUCAGGACUUUUGAAUCAUUUUACAUCAACGCCGUUCGCGAACGCCAUGACGUGUUCCACGAGGUUACGUCCAAGUACACAAUGUUGAGUGCAUGCUUCGAAAUCCACCUGCGGCCACCGUUGAUGCUGCGGAAUGCGCUGCCCAUCGGAUUGACCAUUUCGGUGGCCGGUUGUUCGGUGCGCCGGGAUAUGGAAGCGAACGUUAUCACCAGCUCAGAAAGCCUUUCCACCACUUCAACGAUCGUGGGUGAAGACUAUCUGGACUACGGGGAAAAACUGCUCCGUCCCGGCGAGCUGCUGCAUCUUCCAACGGUGAAAACCGCCGCCAGAUCGGCCACCGAAACGUCCUACAUUGUGGCGCGGCUUGUGAAUUACCUGGAAAAAGACUGGUCCUGCACGACGGAAAUUCCAGCACAGCCGCCGGAGUUUGGCGUGUGGACGUUCAACGCGUACGAUUCGGUGGAGGUUAUGUCGUUGCAGCUCGGCGUUAAGUUCGAGAAUCGCAUCGACGGGUUGACUCUGAUCGUGUACUGCCCCUUCUGGAUGCUCAAUAAGACCGGUUUGAUGCUCAGUUAUAGGGUUCGAAGGUCAAGCGUUUGUGAGAAGCUUUCCAAGAUCGGCUGUGGAUCCAGAGUGAGAAAACCUGGCGAUGAGAAUACCAACAUCCUCUACCAUCCACCGGAGUACGAAGGUCCCAUUUUAUUCUCGUUCCGGGAAAAGGCCUUCUUCGGCAAAAAGAAAGCCGCCAUCCGCGUGGAUACCGGCGAAUGGAGCGAGAAGUUCUCACUAGAUGUGGCCGGUUCGAGCGGUGUGAUUGGCUGCCAGGCUAAUCACAUGACUUACCAGAUUGGAGUUCAUAACACCUUGACCAAUAAUUCACUGACGAAGCAAAUCGUAUUCAUGCCGUACUUUGUGCUGAUCAACCAGGCUGACUUUGACGUGGAAGUGCAGGAACAUCUACGUCCGGGGGAUCCAUGGACGCGGGUCAAGGUGAACGAUUGCGUUCCCUUGUGGCCUAAAACGGAGGAAAACCAGAUGCUGCGGGUGAAAGCAGCCGAUCAUAGGGAAAUAACGGCUCCCUUCAAGUACACCGAAGUUCAGUGUACGUUACUGCAGCUGAAGAACCGCAACGGAGGCAUCAACGUAGACGUACACGUAACGGAAGGUGCUAUCUAUAUUACGUUUACUGGGUAUCACGCAGGUGACGCUCCGGCCCUGUUGAUCAACCACACGAACGAGGAGUUUGCGUUCAAGGAGAAGGGUGAUGUGAAUGGGAAGAUUUUGAUGCCGAACCAGAAGGUGUUGCACACCUGGAUCAAUCCGGCCGGUGAUCGGAAGAUCGUUUGGGACAGCGGAUCCAAGUUGAUUACGAUUGAGAACGAUCUACGACGGGACGAUAUUAGUGAGUUUAAAUCACCCACGGAUAAGGAUAUCUACUGGGUGUCGUUCCUGAAUGGGACGCAACGAGUGCUGCUGAUCACUGACAAUGCUAACAUCGCUUACGGAGUGCACAGUGCUAGCCGGUUGGAUCAGGUUACACAGGAGAUCAAGUUGGAAAUCCAUGGCGUUGGUUUAUCGCUCGUCAACAAUGUGAAGCAGUGUGAUCUGAUGUACAUUGGUAUUGCCAGCUCCGGAGUCAUUUGGGAAGAAUGCAAGCGCUCCGGUCGCUUCAAGCAAAUGAAGAUUCAGGAGACCUACUACGUCGAGAACGCUUACCAGCAAUACCUUCGGGAUGUUGAAGUAGGUGCAUCUUCCCACAAGAAGUACUACCUCGAAGGAGAAAAGCGUACCGAAGUCGACUUUUUCAACAGACUCAUCAAAAAGUCCACCGAGCGAGCCAUUAGGCGAACCUUUUAUCCGGGUUUGUGGUUCGAGAUCAAAUCAUCAUCCCAUCAGAUGCAGUUCCACGCCAAGAUCAAUCGCAUCCAAAUUGACAAUCAGCUGGCGGAUUGCAUUUUCCCGGUGGUGUUAGCGCCGAUUCCCCCACCGAAGAGUGUGGCCGCCAUGACCGAGUUUAAGCCGUUCAUCGAAAUGAGCAUGGUGCAGCGAAUCAUUCCGCAUUCGAAUGUGAAGCAGUUCAAGUAUCUGCGGGUGCUGAUGCAGGAGUUCCACAUCAAGGUGGAUCUGCUGUUUGUAAAUGAGAUCUUCGAGAUGAUCAGCACGGAAAUAACGGAAGCCGAGGCGAAACGUUUGUUCUUGGAAGAUCUGAAAGUCCAAACGCAACCACUGCACGCACACGUGGCCAUUCAAUCGCAGGUGGAGGUGAAGAACUUCUACGACAAUCUACAUCUGGGUCCACUGAAGAUUCACGUCAGCUUCUCCAUGGCCGGGUCGGAAUCGAAGGCUCUGCCGGGAAUUCUGUCGACCAUUCUUCAGGGAGUGGGAGUAACGCUAACCGAUAUCAACGAUGUGGUUUUCCGGUUGGCGUUCUUCGAGCGGGAGUUCCAGUUUCUAACGCAGAGGCAGCUGGUGUCGGAGUGCGUGACGCACUACAGUGGCCAGGCCGUGAAGCAACUGUAUGUGCUGGUACUGGGACUGGAUGUGAUCGGCAAUCCGUAUGGGUUGGUGGUUGGGUUCACCAAGGGCGUGGAAGAUCUGUUCUACGAACCAUUCCAGGGGGCGAUUCAAGGUCCAGGGGAAUUUGCUGAGGGUUUGGUGCUAGGUGUUCGAUCGCUGUUCGGGCAUACGGUUGGGGGUGCCGCGGGAGCCGUGUCCAAGAUCACCGGUGCCAUGGGUAAGGGUUUGGCAGCUUUAACGUUCGAUGACGACUACCAGAAGAAGCGACGGGAUGCAUUGAACAAAAAACCCGCUUCGCUACAGGAGGGAAUCGCUCGAAGCGGCAAGGGGCUUGUGAUGGGUGUGUUUGAUGGUGUGACCGGUGUCUUCACUAAACCAAUUAGUGGUGCCAAGGAGGAAGGUGUGGAAGGAUUCUUUAAGGGACUGGGCAAGGGAGCUGUCGGGUUGGUAGCGCGACCGAUUGCCGGUGUGACGGACUUUGCCAGUGGAAGCUUCGAUGCGGUUAAAAGAGCCACCGAACUGUCGGAUGAAGCCAUUCGGCUGAGACCGCCUCGGUUUCUGCACAAGGAUGGAAUUGUUAGGUCUUACAAUAAGAAGGAAGCGGAGGGGAAUAAGCUGUUGAAGGAUAUUGACAAGGGUAAAUUCACUGCGACGGAUACAUUUGCAUACUACGAGACUGUUAUUGAAAAUAGGGACGUUGUAGUGUUGACCGAUUGCCGCAUCAUCUAUGCUACCAAGAGCGACUUGUUCGGAGGCUGGCAGUGCGAAUGGUCCCACCGGUGGACGGAAAUUCUCAGCGUUUCUAUGCUGAACGACGGCAUCGAAAUAAUCCUACGAAACAAGGAUGGGAAAUCGGCCCUGAAGAAAAUGUUCAGCUCAUCGGCGAAUCAGAAGAAGGUCUUGCUGAUGUCGGUCACCUACCGUCGCGUUCGAUUGGCCGACGAGAUGGAACGCCUCCGGCAGAGAGCUGAAUGAUAAGAUGGCUUUACGCGAUCGUAAAACAGCUUUGCAUCCAAACAGUCAACAGUCUAGUCACUGCAGUACACCGUCAUAUACCUACCUAUAAUAUUUGCCAGUUCAAAGCCGGUACCCUAAAAGGUACCGAAUUUCCCAUCGCAGCGCUUCAAGUAUCAACAUUAUCUAUGGGAUGUAAUGAUAUCACCCGAAUUCGCCUUUGCGGCGGCCACUAAUCCACUACAACCCAUCAUUAUAUAAUUACAAAUAUUGUUAAAUUUUCAAUCGGUGGCGUAGCGAUCAUAUAUUUCAGCGAUUUCAGCGCAUAUUUAGCGGACAGCUACCGAGACAAAAAAAAAAGCAAAACAGAAGUGAUAUUUAUUCCAAUUAUCUCAGACGAAUAUUAUAUACGACCACGACAGACUAUAUACAUUAUUCAUCCGUGUAGCUAUUCAUAUUUGGCGGCUUUUAUUCGGGCCGCAGUAAGUUUUUCUCGUCAUCAUCGAUCGUUGCGAAUU
Messenger RNA from Ochlerotatus camptorhynchus, 11341 nucleotides. It is a transcript of the gene Vps13, whose product is annotated as vacuolar protein sorting 13C. Bases 681 to 10844 code for a protein of 3387 amino acids. Gene Ontology annotation, biological process: protein retention in Golgi apparatus; protein targeting to vacuole. The transcript is spliced from 26 exons. Lineage: Eukaryota; Metazoa; Arthropoda; Insecta; Diptera; Culicidae. Gene Ontology annotation, cellular component: extrinsic component of membrane. The record is from RefSeq and is a predicted model, not a curated record.